GAAAGGCUUUCGUGAGAUGGAUCAUCGCGUUUUCUUUUCUUCGAGGACGGCGCAGGAUUUGAGGGCAUCUAAAAAUGGCCUGUAGUGGUGGUGGUAGUCCAGGUCGAAAUUGAGAUUGAAACAUUUUUCUUGUUCAAUCUCUUUUCCCCUGACGCUCAUGAACUCAAGCAGUAUACUCUCUCCUUAACCGUAUUCCUUCCAUCUCUUCAGUAGCUUGAACUGAAACCGAUGUGGGCUUUUUUCUUCUAAUCUCUCAAAAGUCUAAAUAACGGCCUUUUGCUUGUCAAUCACAACAAAUGUCUCUCUCCGACCACGAUUCACCGAAACUGGAGGGCUCUCCUGCCACUGCAAAUUCUCCUACUCCUCAUUCUGCAGAAAGGUCGACGUCGUCGGCCCCUAGUGCGUCUUCAUCUAAAACGUCUACUCCUCCACCAGUGGCUCCUACAAAUUCGAGAAAGCAGAGUGCAGCGGGUGUUGCCAUCCAGUUUAUAGGACAUCUCCCUGUUGCUCGGGAGGAUGCCUUAAAAACGUUCACCGAGAUUCCUAACAACUGCUACCAGUAUAAAACUCUGGGCCGUGUUAGAGAGCUCGAAGAGAGUAUGACUUGUGACUGUACAUUUGAACCAGAGUACGAUAACCCAGAACUUGCCUGUGGGGCUAGUUCUGAUUGCAUAAAUCGACUAACACAAAUUGAGUGUCUUGCUGGAUACUGUAGGUGUGGAGAACAUUGUUUGAACCAGCGGUUUCAAAAGAAGAACUAUGCACCCAUCGAGAUCGUCUUGACGGAUAAGAAGGGAUUUGGGCUUAGGGCAGAAGAUGACAUCCUCAAGGACUCAUUUAUCUACGAAUACGUCGGAGAUGUUGUCAAUAACGUUUCAUUCAAGAAGCGCAUGCGAGAUUAUGCCACUGAAGGCAUUAAACACUUUUAUUUUAUGAUGUUGCAGAAAGACGAGUUCAUCGACGCAACGAAGUCCGGAGGAAUUGGUCGUUUCGCCAAUCAUAGCUGUAAACCUAACUGCUACGUGGCAAAAUGGACGGUAGACCAGCAUGUUCGUAUGGGCAUAUUUGCGAAGAGGAAUAUCCGAAAGGACGAAGAGCUCACAUUCAACUAUAACGUCGAUCGUUAUGGUCAUCAAGCACAAGUCUGUUACUGUGGUGAACCAAAUUGCGUCGGCUUCAUCGGUGGAAAAACCCAGACUGAGACGGAUAUAUCGACUAUGGAUGAGUUGUAUCUCGACGCACUCGGUAUUACGGACGAUGACGAGCUUCAGGAGUACAAGGGAACCAAGAAGAAGAAGGGAAAGAAGAUUGACGAUCCUGACUUUAUGCCAACCAUGAAGCCUGUCACCGAGAAAGAAGUUCCCAAGGUCGUACAAGCAAUACGGCAGACUCAGAGCAAAAAGAUGCUGUUCAAACUUUUGUCGCGCCUGAAGAUUACACAGGAACAGUCAGCUUUACGCCAGGUGAUGCGGCUGCGUGGGUACAGUCUUAUGAAAAAUAUUCUAGAAGAUUACAUGAAGGAUACGGACAUUCUUGGAUUAGCUAUGGAGUGCAUGUUUUCAUGGCCUCUCAUUGCUAGGAACAAAGUCGAAGAUUCGCAGGUGUCAGUUCCGGUGAGGCAUUGCAUGGGCUCUGAGAACGAAAGUGUUAAAACAUGGGCGGAGAAGCUCAUUUCACAUUGGGAGUCUCUGGAGCUGAGUUACCGAAUACCACGCUUACCGAAACAAAACAUCGAAUUGUCUAUAAAGCCAGUGGAAGAAGAAGAAAAACCUCCAAUAAUUCCACUACCAUUGCAGCCGCCUAAUCAACCCCGCAACCACCGUUCUUCUUCAACUUGGGACGAUGGUCAAUGGCGUGCACCCAAGCGACCACGUAUGGCGCCUGUAAUUAUCGUUAAGGCUGAAGACCCUCCGCCUGUUGUUCAGGGCCCCUCCAUUAGCGAGAUUCGUGCAAUUCAAAACGCAGAGUUGGAAGCCAUUAUCGCAGCAGCCAAGGCGGAAAAAGCAGAGGCCGAAUCCAAAGCUGAGGCUGAGGCAAAAGCGGAGGAAGAAAGACGGCAGAGGAAGGAGAGGGCAAAGGCGGAAGGUAGUAGUAGUAAUGGGAAAAAGCGGCAUCGCGAUCGGGAAAAGGCAAAGAAAGAGAGGCGGUCAGAAAAGGACGCCAAUAAGGAAGUGCUCAAGGAAAAGAGGCUGAUGAAGCUCAUCAGUCCUAUAGUCGUGAAGUCUAUGUCCAAGCAUGCAUCCGCUCUUGGACACGACCGGUUCAAACGACAUGCUAAGGAGUUGACACAAAAGGUCGCUGAACGCGAAAAGAAAUCUUCCGCGUACCAACAGAACAAACUGGACAACCUCUCCGAUGACAAGGUCGCAAAGAUCAAAAAGUAUGCCAAGGAGUACAUUGAUAAGUUACUACAUAGAAUGGACAAGGAGCAAGGUCACAGAAAACCUUCUUCGUCUGCCUCGGCCUCUGUAUCGGCUGCAUCGACUACACCCUCAGGGCUUGUUGGAUCGCCAUCUUCAGCAAUAGGAACACCCACCUCCACAACUCUCCCAGUUGAUCUAGCCGCGGUUGCUCUCGAUGACGCCAUGGACAUGGACACAGAUUCUGAAUUGGAUGAAGGUGAAGGUGAUUAUGAUCAAGAGGAUGAUAAUGUUGACAUGGCUGGUGAUGAGGAUGGAUUUCGCAUAGAAGGGCAACUUCAAAAUGGGUUGUACUCAGAAGGAGUUCGAAAUGAUCCCAGCAUCGGGAGUGUAGAAAUGGAGGACAUGCAAGCAAUGCGUCCAAAUGGACAACAGUCGCUGGAGCCGUCGAUGGUAUCAUGAGGCCCUCCGAUGUACAAGUUCGACCCGAAAACUUUCAAUGUUUCAUUAUGUAGUGGGCUGUAUAAUUUAUGUUGAGGACUAAGCGGCAGACUGGCGGCAGAUGAGGAUGUUGAGACUUGGGCC
Molecule: messenger RNA, 2945 nt
Organism: Lentinula edodes (shiitake mushroom)
Lineage: Eukaryota; Fungi; Basidiomycota; Agaricomycetes; Agaricales; Omphalotaceae
Exons: 11
Coding region: 297-2822 (841 amino acids)
Biological process (GO): regulation of DNA-templated transcription
Cellular component (GO): chromosome; chromatin; nucleus
Molecular function (GO): histone H3K36 methyltransferase activity; protein binding
Source: RefSeq, a predicted model, not a curated record